Messenger RNA from Notothenia coriiceps (black rockcod), 932 nucleotides. RefSeq names its product transmembrane protein 230b (gene tmem230b). Gene Ontology annotation, cellular component: synaptic vesicle; endomembrane system. The transcript is spliced from 3 exons. The record is from RefSeq and is a predicted model, not a curated record. Gene Ontology annotation, biological process: synaptic vesicle transport. Lineage: Eukaryota; Metazoa; Chordata; Actinopteri; Perciformes; Nototheniidae. Bases 300 to 656 code for a protein of 118 amino acids.
AUCCAAUAAUGACGCUUCGGUGAGCGCAUGCGCAGUGCAGACCGGAGUAGAAACCCGGAAGAGUGUGGGAAGAUACUGAAAACAGACGCUGUAAUCUCCUCUCAAAACUAAUUUAAGGAGAUAAUUAUAAUCGUGCAUAACAUCUGGUGUAAUAUUAUACCUGACUCUGGUAUAGACAGGUUUUCAAUGAUAAUGGUGUCGAUAAUGCUACUGUAAGCUUAUUAUAACACUGCAAACAAACUGUUAGCUAGCAUCUGAGCAUAUUAACAGUCUAUGCUCCUGAGCAGCUAAAGAAGAAGAUGCCUGCUCGUAACGCUGUGAACAGCUUCCCUGAAAGCAAAGUGAGGUACUCCAGGCUUUCCUCUGAUGAUGACGGCUACAUUGAUUUACAGUUCAAAAAGAGCCCGCCCAAAGUCCCAUACAAAGCCAUUGCACUUGCCACAGUCCUCUUCUUAAUCGGCUCUCUGUUAAUCAUCAUCGGCUCCCUUCUCCUGGCGGGAUAUUUUGGAGUCACUCACUCAGACCGAACUGUGCCUGUCCUUAUCAUUGGGAUACUUGUCUUCCUGCCUGGGAUUUAUCACCUACGAAUAGCUUACUAUGCAUCAAGAGGCUACCGGGGCUACUCCUAUGAUGAUAUCCCAGACUUUGAUGACUGAUAGACCCCACAGCUUCAUCCAGAGUCUUCCUGUACUCGCAUAUACUCCUAAUAUUCUGCUUGUGCUAAUUUAAGUGCACUGAUUAUUGAAAGAAAAUAUGCUUGAUUAGAUUCUGUAAAUUACUUGCAUCUAAAUCUGAAUGAUUUUGAUGUUAUUGUCAUAGCUUUAUACUCUGAGGUAGAGGAUUCCAGCCUGCUGCUUGAAGUUAAAACAGAAUCCGACAUUGUUUGUAUAUUUGUUUUGCUAGCUUGAUAAAUUAAAAAAACUGUAAUUUGA